AGCGACUGUAAAUAUUUCAUUAUAGUUAGGUUAGAGUGUGUCGAUUGUCAAAAUUUUGUUCGAUUUUGAACACCUUCCUGAAUAUAGCAACAAAUCGGUGAUGUUAGAGUUGAAAGAAGAUACGUUAGAUACGCAAGAUACAAAAGAUGAAACGCAGACUAAUAUUUCGGAAGAAGAGAGAAGAUCGAAGACGAGCAAUGUUGGUAGCGUAUCCUGUUUCCUUCCGACCCAGUCCGAUGAAGAUGACACGAUGGUGCGAGACUUGCCAGGAAUGAAUUUACCCGAGAAAAUUUUGUUCGUGAUUGACACCAUAAGAGAGAAGAAUUGCACUCCUUUUAAACUCACCACAGGAGCCAAGUACAUGCCUUUGUUUAUGAUCAAACGGAUCGUGGAAAAUUUCGUCUGCAUCAAAUCGUCCAUUCAAUCUAGCCACGAAUAUGCAUUAAUGAUUCUAAACACUCAAGGUGUGCACUGGAUUUGUGAUUUCACCAACAACAUUAAGACAAUUGUCAAUCUGUUAGAUACUAUUAACGAAGAUGUGCUGGAGGAAAAUCCGCAGAUUUAUUGUCUCGGUCAAAUGUUUGCGACAAUACAAUCCAGACUGCUUACACCACCAAAGAAACAGGGUACAACAGUGCCAACAUUUGUCAACAGAGUAAUUUUGAUGUACUCUAGAUCGUAUUGCGUCCCGAUAGUUUACACCGGCAAAACGUUUCUGGAGAGACUUACGGACAAUCCGUACUUCUUCAUAGAUGUGUUAUACAUACAUGAACCUCCAAGUUCAGAGAAUUCGUGCGAAAAAAUUUACGCAGAGUUAGCAACAUUAGAAACAACAAACUUUUCGUAUAUAUUAGAAGUAGGAAGGAAUGCUGCUAAAUUGCACGAUAAUAUGGCUAAGUUACUAGCUCAUCCCCUGCAACGACCGCCUCAGAAAGAUACUUGUUACACGAUUAUUCCACCUUCCAGCUCGCAAGAAAUGUAUACUAACGUUUGAU
Messenger RNA from Colletes gigas, 995 nucleotides. RefSeq names its product BRISC and BRCA1-A complex member 1-like. The coding region runs from base 101 to 994 and encodes 297 amino acids. NCBI's taxonomy places the organism in Eukaryota, Metazoa, Arthropoda, Insecta, Hymenoptera, Colletidae. Gene Ontology annotation, cellular component: BRISC complex; nuclear body; BRCA1-A complex. The transcript has a single exon. Gene Ontology annotation, biological process: double-strand break repair; mitotic G2 DNA damage checkpoint signaling; protein K63-linked deubiquitination. The record is from RefSeq and is a predicted model, not a curated record.